CACGUUUUGGAUUCGGAAAGCAUUCGAUUCCAACUUGAAAUGGCUGAUCAAUCCAAGAGAUGGAUUUUGAUGACAACGGCUCAGACGCCCACAAACAUAGCAGUAAUCAAGUACUGGGGCAAGAGGGACGAAAACCUGAUACUACCCAUUAACGAUAGCAUCAGCGUGACUCUGGAUCCGGAGCAUCUUUGCACUACCACCACUGUCGCUGUUAGCCCUAGCUUUGACAGGGAUCGCAUGUGGCUCAAUAAAAAGGAGAUUUCCCUUUCCAGUGACAGAUACCAGAGGUGCUUAAGGGAAAUCCGGUCCCGUGCUAAUGAUUUUGAGGAUGAAAAAAAGGGCAUCAAAAUCACUAAAGAGGAUUGGGAGAACCUGCAUGUCCACAUUGAUUCUUAUAACAAUUUCCCUACUGCUGCUGGUUUGGCUUCCUCAGCUGCCGGUUUUGCCUGCUUUGUUUUUUCCCUUGCAAGGCUAAUGAAUUUGAAAGAAGAUCUAGAAAAACUUUCUGCCAUAGCAAGGCAAGGCUCAGGUAGCGCUUGUCGCAGUUUAUAUGGUGGAUUUGUCAAGUGGAACAUGGGAAAAAAUGACGAUGGGAGCGACAGCGUUGCUGUUCAACUUGCAGAUGAGAAGCACUGGGAUGAUCUUGUCAUUAUUAUUGCUGUGGUAAGUUCACGGCAGAAGGAAACAAGUAGCACCACAGGAAUGCGUGAGACUGUUGAAACAAGUAAGCUCAUACAGCAUAGAGCAAAGGAAGUUGUACCAAAACGAAUUGUUGAUAUGGAAGAAGCCAUUAAAAAUCGUGAUUUCCCAUCUUUUGCACGUUUGGCUUGUUCCGAUAGCAACCAGUUUCAUGCAGUCUGCCUGGAUACAUCUCCCCCUAUAUUCUACAUGAACGACACAUCCCAUAGGAUAAUUGGUUGCGUUGAGAAAUGGAACAGCGCAGAAGGUUCACCCCAGGUAGCUUACACUUUUGACGCGGGGCCAAAUGCAGUUCUGAUUGCGCGCAAUAGAAAGGUUGCUGCCCUUUUGCUUCAAAGGUUGCUUUUCCAUUUUCCCCCGCAUCCAGAUACUGAUAUGGACAGUUAUGUUAUCGGUGAUAAGUCUAUACUACAAGAUGCUGGGGUUAAGGACAUAAACGAUGUGGAAGCUCUGCCGCCACCUCCGGAAAUAAAGGGCAACAUUCCAGCCCAGAAGUACAUGGGGGAUGUCAGUUACUUCAUCUGCACAAGACCUGGGAGAGGUCCUGUUUUACUUGGUGAUGAAAGCCUUGCUCUCCUCAGCCUUGAAACUGGGCUGCCUAAGUGAAGAGACCGAAACUGCAUUCCGUGAAUUCCAGUAUGUGUUGCUCUCUCUAUUGCAUUUCUAUCACCACCUGAGAUUUUCCGUUUUUAUCGUGUCAAGGUUUUUGUAUCAUCUGCUUUGGUACAGGAAAGAAUUUAUGAACCUGGAUCAAUAUUGCCAAUUUUCCAGCUUUUGAAACAAUUCUAUGUGAAGUUCUAAA
This is a messenger RNA of Rhododendron vialii, 1501 nucleotides long. RefSeq names its product diphosphomevalonate decarboxylase 1-like. The transcript has 11 exons. Gene Ontology annotation, biological process: isopentenyl diphosphate biosynthetic process, mevalonate pathway; isoprenoid biosynthetic process. The coding region runs from base 40 to 1305 and encodes 421 amino acids. Gene Ontology annotation, cellular component: cytosol. Lineage: Eukaryota; Viridiplantae; Streptophyta; Magnoliopsida; Ericales; Ericaceae. The record is from RefSeq and is a predicted model, not a curated record. Gene Ontology annotation, molecular function: diphosphomevalonate decarboxylase activity; ATP binding.